Fusarium keratoplasticum is the source of this 1443-nucleotide messenger RNA. Its product is annotated as Zn(2)-C6 fungal-type domain-containing protein. Lineage: Eukaryota; Fungi; Ascomycota; Sordariomycetes; Hypocreales; Nectriaceae. Bases 1 to 1443 code for a protein of 480 amino acids. Gene Ontology annotation, biological process: regulation of DNA-templated transcription. Gene Ontology annotation, molecular function: DNA-binding transcription factor activity, RNA polymerase II-specific; zinc ion binding. The transcript is spliced from 4 exons. The record is from RefSeq and is a predicted model, not a curated record.
AUGGUGGGUGUUCCAGGCAAGUAUAAGGGCUGCGAGACUUGCCGAAGGAGGAGAGUUAAGUGCAGUAAUGAGAGGCCAUACUGCCAAAAAUGUAUAUCGAGCGGCAGGCAAUGUGAAGGGUACGAGAGAGAACGUGUCUUCAUCACCGGAACACUCGAGAACAAGGGUAGGGUCGCCUCGCACCCCAAAAAGGGAUCUUCGUCCAAAAAAACGAAGGCCUCGGCAGGCGAGAGUUCCUCCAGGCUCAAUCUGACACCGCUUCCUCCUCUCGCUUCGGCCUGGGAUGACCACACACUUGUGUCGAACCAAGGCGUCGAGUAUUCGGUCCUUAUCUCCGCAUUACACACUGGGCCUCCAACCGUCUUACGGGACAGUUCAGGUCAAUAUGACUCUGCAGGAUUCCACAUCAUGUUUCCCCCAUACACCCCUUUGGAGCUGCAGCAGUCCCUGAGUCAAAGAGACUUUCAUGUUAGAGCGCAAUGCCUGGCGCGUCUGCCUGGCGUCGACGAACCAGAUGACUCGGCAGAGAGCUAUUGCAUCUUCUUCUUUGAGCACGACUCACCACACGCAUUUAGCGAGUCUGGACCACAUCAGAUGUGGAAUAUGGGUCCAGCUUACUUCAGUCAUUUCCCCAACCACCACUACUUUGUUCGAGUGUAUCGACCCUUGGCUACUGGUUUCGCUCUCUUGAAUCGGCAAGACACAUUUGUGUCGGCUCCAGACUGGAAAACCAUCCCGUGGCAGGGGCAUCCGAAAUGUUCUUUGGACCAACUGUUGGACCUCAUUCUCUUCAUGCCCACGAUAUUUGAACAGACGGACCAGGUUGUGCCAUUAGAGGCUACCCUCAGUCGACGUUAUCGCGCUCAGCAACUUCUUCAGGACUGUCUCUCACUUGAGGGACACUUCAGUGCUUGGCUCCAGUUUGCCGUCCGACCCACUGAAGGAUAUCCUGCGCCCUACUGGGAAGAGGAGUUGACGAGCCCCGGUGGCUUUAUUCCAUUUUCCAACUCCUAUUCCUUCAGGGAUGGAAACACGGGCCUGACUUUCCUGUACUAUUGGAUGGCACAGAUCCUGCUUCACCAAUGUAUUGAGAGCCUGCAUAGAGCCAUCUGUCAGCCCGUCAUCGACGCGUACCCCAACAUGUGGCCCGACUUGCCACCUGACCUUCAAAUCGACAUAUCGCGGUACCAGCAUGGCCGUGUGUUUGCUGCCGAUAUUUGCCGUGGGCUUGACUCGGUACUCGACAACACGGUGCAGCCGGAUAUGCUAAUAACACCAAUGACGGUAGCAAUGGAUUUGUACAGAGAAAUCAAUGCAACCUCGCAGGACGGCCUGAUGGAGAUAAUGUGGCUGGACAACUUUCGCUCGAGGCUGGUGGAAAAGGGACAGCAUGUUGCUGGUGUCCUGCAGAGACAAAGAUGGGCCGAAGUUGCGAGCUUUUGA